Drosophila ficusphila is the source of this 1205-nucleotide messenger RNA. RefSeq lists its product as uncharacterized. Bases 36 to 1046 code for a protein of 336 amino acids. Gene Ontology annotation, molecular function: oxidoreductase activity, acting on the aldehyde or oxo group of donors, NAD or NADP as acceptor. NCBI's taxonomy places the organism in Eukaryota, Metazoa, Arthropoda, Insecta, Diptera, Drosophilidae. The record is from RefSeq and is a predicted model, not a curated record. The transcript has a single exon.
UUUACUGUUUACACAAGCUAUUUGGAAAACAAACAAUGUUCGAUACAACCAAAUACUUUCCGCGUUAUGUGGAUUCGGAGCACCCUUCGCAACUGGAACCCGAAGAACCACCGCCUUCGUACAUACCGGUUACCUAUGACAUGGUUCACAACCUGGACUGCAGUCUGCAGGAUGAUCCUUUAGUACAGGAAGCCUCAGUACAGAAAGCCUCAGUACAGGAAGCCUCAGAAUCCGAACCGAAUACCAAAACUUCAGAGAGAAACUUCCCUCUAACUCCCCAAACUUUAGAGGCCGCUCACGCUGCAACUCCCCCUUCAACUCCCCAAACCUCAGUGUUCCCCCAAUCAACUCCCCAACUGAUGAUUAUUUUCGAGGAAGGGGACAUCAACAGUGCCCUGCACUUUCUCCUGGAAUCAGCCCACUAUCCCUUUUCCUCGAAUGCGGUGGCAAUGGUUCUGGUUGAGGAGAGAAUUCGCGAGGAUAUCGUCAAGAGAAUCCUUCCCAAGCUGCACCCACUUUCUGAAUCCGUGGCUGAACAUCCCAAUUUCUUGCAAGCACUGGAAAAGUUAGAGGACUCCAGUCUGGAAGUAAUUAAAGCCGACGUUACUGAGGUGGCUCCUCCACUGGCUUCGCCAAUAUUCGUUUGUGAAUGCCCCUUGGAAGAGCUGGGAGAAUUUCCAACCGGUGUCAUCACAUUUCACACAUUCCGGAACAAUCAGGAGGCCAUCGACAUCUGCCAGCGAGAAACCCUUUCCUUCUCAUCCGUCUCCAUUUGGAACGAAUCCCUUGAAGGGUGCUAUGAACUUGUGGUGGCCUUGAGUUCACCCAGUUAUUUCUUUAACUGCACCAAUGUGGACCUGAUCCCGAUCUCCAAGCAGCUUAAGGGAGAGCGAAAUUGCGUGAUAAUAGAAAAUGGAUUCCACUUCGAAACCCUGCACAUCUACGAGCAAUUCAAAUCCAUAGUGUUUCCCAUUGGAGAGCUAAUCUUGCCCACUUCCGAAGACCCAAAGGAGGAACCAGCUCCCAUCUCCUUUUUGGAUCCCUAAUAUCAGACUUCAACAUCUUGGUUCCUCAUCAGAAAUCCAUUUUGGUUGCCGAAAAUGUUUGUUAAAUACAAAUUGUAAGUUAUUUUUGGGUCUCUUUAUGAUAAUUGACAUUGACGAUGCGAUCGAAUAUGAUGGCAGCUGUCAGCGGUAAUAACAACA